This is a messenger RNA of Anolis carolinensis (green anole), 15105 nucleotides long. It is a transcript of the gene cdh18, whose product is annotated as cadherin 18. NCBI's taxonomy places the organism in Eukaryota, Metazoa, Chordata, Lepidosauria, Squamata, Anolidae. The record is from RefSeq and is a predicted model, not a curated record. Gene Ontology annotation, biological process: cell-cell junction assembly; calcium-dependent cell-cell adhesion; cell-cell adhesion mediated by cadherin. Gene Ontology annotation, cellular component: adherens junction; plasma membrane; catenin complex. Bases 1361 to 3733 code for a protein of 790 amino acids. The transcript has 13 exons. Gene Ontology annotation, molecular function: calcium ion binding; cadherin binding.
UGAGCACCAACCCCCAGAGUCAGUCACGACUGGACUUAACGUCAGGGGAAACCAGCCACAUUUCCCCUGCCAAACAGCAAUACAGUAGAGUCUCACUUAUCCAACAUUCUGGAUUAUCCAACGCAUUUUUGUAGUCAAUGUUUUCAAUACAUUGUGAUAUUUUGGUGCUAUAUUCGUAAAUACAGUAAUUACGACGUAGCAUUACUGCCUAUUGAACUACUUUUUCUGUCAAAUUUGUUGUAUAGCAUGAUGUUUUGGUGCUUAAUUUCUAAAAUCAUAACCUAAUUUGAUGUCUAAUAGGCUUCUCCUUAAUCUCUCCUUAUUAUCCAACAUAUUCACUUAUCCAACGUUCUGAUGGCCCGUUUAUGUUGGAUAAGUGAGACUCUACUGUAUAUUCUUUGCUCUGGGUUGUUGUAUGUCUUUCGGGCUGUGUGGCCAUGUUCCAGAAGUAUUCUCUCCUGACGUUUCGCCCACAUCUAUGGCAGGCAUCCUCAGAGGUUGUGAGGUAUUCUUUGCUCUCUUUGAGGCUGUGCUUCCUUUCCUUCCGGGCUCAAUCCGCUUCUCCUUUAAAGGCCAAGGAAGGUGCCAAGGGCUGAGCUGGAGCGACGCCUCGAAAACCUGGGGUCGAAAAGGGAUGCCGAGGAGGCGGAUCCUCGGCUGAUAGACAGCGCCGGCAGCCAAUCGGCGCCGCUUCUGGGGAAGCUGCGGAAAGCCGAGCUGAGCCGCUGAGCCGGGCGCUUUGGCCAGAGCCGGGAGCUGGAAGCCCGGCCGCUCCUCCUCGCCUUCCUUGUUCCGUCUCGGGACGGGAUUCAAGUUGCCCCUUCUCCGCGCCUCCUCUGUCGCCUUUAUUUUUCUUUCUCUCUGUCUUGGGGAUCCUCGCCCAGCCCUUAAAGUUCCCCGCCACCAGUUAGGGCAAGUCAGCCAAGGGAGAAGAAGCCAUACUAUGGUUGUCUUGUAACUGAGAGAUGCACUCUGUGGCUACUGAAAAAUUGGAUAUAUUAAUUGUUAUCUCUGUUACCUGAGGACUUCAUUUCAUUUGAUUCUUCUGGACAAGAUCAAUCAAGUGUCUUCUGGUUUUAAAGAAUCAGUCUGAAAAGAACACUGUGAUAUAAAAUGUGUGGCUCCAGCAGUCAAUUGUGAAGAUCAGCAAAGUGAACAAUUUCAUCACUUUACAUUCGAUGAUGUAAGUGACCUCUGACCAAUGGACAGCUGAACCAUGGACAGGAUAAAAAAACCUUUCUGGACUGUUUUUUUAAAUCAGUUCUUUCCUUCACCCAUGGAAGCCUGUUAACAGAUUACAGUAAUAAAAAAGGAAGUGCAGACGGGAAGAAAGCACCUUCAACUGGAAAGCGAUCCUACAAUGAGAAUUACGAGCACAUCUUGUAUCUGUCCAGUCCUAGUUUGUCUCUGUUUUGUGCAGAGGUGUUAUGGAACUGCACAUCAUGGCUCCAUCAAGGUGACCAGAAACCAAACCAAACAUAUAGAGGGGGAAACGGAAGUGCACCAUCGUCCCAAACGUGGAUGGGUAUGGAACCAGUUCUUUGUUUUAGAAGAGCACAUGGGACCAGAUCCACAGUAUGUUGGAAAGCUACACUCCAAUUCUGACAAAGGUGAUGGAUCAGUCAAAUACAUCCUUACGGGUGAAGGCGCUGGGACUAUCUUUAUUAUUGAUGACACAACGGGGGACAUCCAUUCAACCAAAAGUCUAGACCGGGAAAAGAAGACACACUAUGUACUGCAUGCCCAGGCAAUUGACAGACGGACAAACAAGCCUCUUGAGCCUGAAUCGGAAUUUAUUAUCAAAGUGCAAGAUAUCAAUGACAACGCCCCCAAAUUUACAGAUGGGCCCUACAUAGUUACAGUGCCAGAGAUGUCUGAUAUGGGUACCUCAGUUCUUCAAGUGACAGCUACAGAUGCAGAUGAUCCCACCUAUGGAAACAGUGCCCGGGUGGUAUACAGUAUUCUUCAGGGACAGCCAUAUUUCUCUGUUGACCCUAAAACAGGAGUCAUCAGGACAGCCUUGCAUAACAUGGACCGGGAAGCCAGGGAACAUUACUCGGUUGUCAUUCAAGCCAAAGAUAUGGCUGGACAGGUUGGAGGGCUGUCAGGAUCAACCACUGUAAAUAUAACACUCACUGAUGUCAACGACAACCCUCCCAGGUUCCCUCAGAAACAUUAUCAGCUAUAUGUUCCUGAGUCUGCGAAAGUUGGCUCCGCAGUAGGCAAAAUCAAGGCAAAUGAUGCAGACACUGGGUCAAAUGCGGACAUGAAAUAUUCAGUUAUAAAUGGGGAUGGCUCUGGAGUGUUUACAAUAUCAACUGACAAAGAAACACGGGAAGGAAUUAUUUCCUUGAAGAAGCCACUCAACUAUGAAAAAAAGAAAUCCUAUACUCUUAAUAUAGAAGGAGCAAAUACCCACCUCGAUUUCCGCUUCUCACAUUUAGGACCUUUUAAAGAUGUAACUAUGUUGAAGAUCAUUGUUGGGGAUGUGGAUGAGGCUCCAGUGUUCACUCUGCCAUCUUAUAUCAUGGAUGUUCAUGAAAAUGCCAGGAUUGGAACUAUUGUGGGAACAGUAACAGCACAGGAUCCAGACAGUGCUAACAACUUAGUAAGAUAUUUCAUUGAUCACAACAUUGAAGAAGAUAGAUAUUUCACCAUUGAUGCAAAUACAGGAACCAUUAAAACUGCCAAGGUUUUUGACAGAGAAGAAACCCCUUGGUACAACAUCACUGUCACUGCUUCUGAAAUUGAAAGUCCUAGUCUCCUGAGCCAUGUCCCUGUUGGAAUUAAAAUUCUUGACGUCAAUGACAAUCCCCCAGAGCUUGCUGAAGACUAUGAUGUAGUUGUCUGUGAAAAUGCAAAGCCUAACCAGGUUAUUCAGACGAUCAGUGCUACAGACAAAGAUGACUUCGCAAAUGGACAAAGAUUUUAUUUUUCCCUGGAUGACAGUUUUCCUUCAAAUCCCAACUUUACAUUAAAGGACAAUGAAGAUAACACAGCCAGCAUCCUGACCCGACGGAGGAAAUUUAGCCGGACUACUCAGGACACAUAUUACCUCCCCAUUGUGAUCUCUGAUGGAGGCAUCCCCUCUCUCAGCAGUAGUGCCACCCUUGUAAUACGUGUGUGUGCAUGUGAAAGGGAUGGCCGUGUACGGACCUGCCACGCGGAAGCUUUCCUCUCUUCUGCCGGAUUGAGCACAGGGGCCUUAAUUGCCAUCCUGCUGUGUGUCAUCAUUCUCUUGGCAAUAGUGGUCCUUUUCAUCACUCUAAGACGCAGCAAAAAGGAGCCUCUGAUCAUUUCAGAGGAGGAUGUACGGGAAAAUGUGGUCACCUAUGACGAUGAAGGGGGAGGCGAGGAAGAUACUGAAGCUUUUGACAUCACAGCUUUACGGAACCCAUCAGCUGCUGAAGAACUGAGGUAUCGAAGGGAUGUUCGGCCUGAAGUCAAGCCUGCAGUCAAGCAUCCCACUUCAUCCAGCCUUGACAGUAUAAAUGUUCAUGAAUUUAUUAAACAGCGACUGGCAGAAGCAGACCUUGAUCCUAGUGUGCCCCCGUAUGAUUCUCUACAGACUUAUGCAUAUGAAGGUCAAAGGUCAGAAGCCGGAUCUAUCAGCUCCUUGGAUUCAGCAACUACACAUUCUGACCAGGAUUAUAAUUACCUUGGCGAUUGGGGACCAGAGUUUAAGAAGUUAGCCGAACUUUAUGGAGAAAUAGAAUCCGAAAGAACAACUUAACUUUCCUUUAUCAUUACCCUAACAAGGAACAUUUUAGUUCCCCAAAUAACUUGGAAAAGAGAAGAGUGAUAUCAAAAGAAAUAUAUACAUAUAUCUAUGGUUACAGUACUCUGAACAACUGGAAAAAGCUGUACACAGUUACUGUAGAAACAAGUGCCCUUUUCACAUUUGAAAGUGGGUUCUUCAAUUGGAAGAAAGUCAAAUUUUGAAGGAAAAAAACCUGCUACAAAAUAAAAGAUUGUCCCUUUGUGUAUAUUUUUAAUUGUUCAAUAAAUUUCAUGGUAAGGUAUCAGGAAUGACACCUUAUGAUAUAUCAAGUUGCAGUAUCCCUAAGCAUACCAGAGCUACAGUGAGUUUACUAUGAUGCUUACUCACAAGAAGAACUAAUUCUGCCUGUAGGUUUGGGGGUUUAAGGUAACUGGCUGGAAGGUUCAUUUGUUUCUGCUUUAACCCCACAGCAGUUUUAUUUCCUACAGAAGCAUGGAUUGGAAUUAUCCAAACAGGUGCCAUUUUAGUGUCUGCUCUGGAUUUUAUUUAAGUAGUGAGCUCUGUUGGGGAAUGCAACACUUCACUGGGCCAACCCCAAUUUUUCCAUGCAUGGAGAGGUGAUGAAGCAAGUAUUUAAUUGUUACUUCUUGAAACACGCUCAUAAUCCCCUCCUUUUACAACUUUUCAAGUUUUCAGUUAUAUCAAUGUUACUGUUUCCAUUUUAGCCAUUAUUUUCAGUGCAAUCCUAUGCAUUCUGUUUAGAAGCAAGAUCCACUGAGCUAAAUGGGCUUUGAUCUCUGAUAAGUGGGUAUAGGACUGCAGUAGUGGUCUGUUAUUUUUAAAAUGUUCACACAUUUUUCCUUUUAAUUUGGAUUGGACAGUAUAAAUUUUUUUCUGCAACAAAGCUGAAGACAAAAAGGGAGUUUGUUUGUGAACUGUUUCUAAUGUUAUUGUAUCGUGGGUUAACCUAUGCAACAGCUUGGGUUGUCGAAUCUUCAUUCAGAUUGGUGAAAAUGUAGACUAUGUAACCAAUUAUAUGCUGCUCUGAAUCAAAAAACUAAUGAGAUGAUCACUUGAUAAUAUAUAAUCAUAGGCAUUUCUAUAUGUUCAUGUGGGAGAGGACAGAUGACACAGGGCAGUCUUCUCUAGAACUUCUGAACAAAACUCUACCCUCUAUGUAUUCCGGACUACACUUCUCAUCAUUUUUGCCAUAUUUAUGACUGAUGAAAGCUAUAGUUUGAUACACCUGAAGGUCAGUAAGUAAUGGCAGGCUGGCGUGGAACACACAGCAUCUUUUGUGGCCCAAGAAUUGACCUGAAGAUGUAUGAGUAUAAGCCACAUUGCUGGCCAUAAGUGGGUCUGAGUUAGUCAAUGCAGUAAUCUAAAAGGUAUCAAUGAUACAAAGCACCUGCAUCAAUGCUGUGCAAAGUGGAGCUAUAAUUACAUUAUUUUCAUAGAAGGUCUAUUCUGUCUUGUAGCAACACACAAUAAUGCUUUGAGCGGGGGGGGGGGGGGAUAUGUUUUUGGCAAUGUGUUUUAGUCAUUUGAUAAUUUCAUAUAAGAUGUGUUUUCUUUUAGUUCAUUUGUUGAAAGCUAAGCUAUAUACAUAUUUCACAUUGAAAUCAAAGUUUCUACAGAUAAAGCAGUUUGGGCCCUUCAGAACAUGUUGGCUAUUUCUAUUUAAAAAACAGGUUUUUUUCUAAAUUAUAAUCAAGGUUAUCAAAGAAAGAUAUAAUUGUCCUGUGUACAGACUACACAGAGACCUUUAAUGAACUAAUAGGGCACAUAUACAAUAUUUGAGAUAAUGUUCUGAAUGUUUGAACAUGAGAAAGUUAUUGUUACUCGGUACAAAGAAUUAUGGGAAAUUACUUCCAGAUAAUGUUGGGUUCUACUCCGAGACUGUUUCCCAAGUAAUUUAAGCAUCUUGAGUAUAGUGUGUACAUGACAUAUGUACAUAUAUUUGCAAGAGAGUUGUUCUUCUAAAGCUCAUUGGUUAAACUGUAGUCUCUGUAUCAGAAGGGAUCAAUUAUUUUAUUACGAAAAUACAACUAAGCAAAUACUGUAUUUAUUCCAUAGUUUGUUUAUUGUUCAUUUUUUAUGUUACAAUUAACUUAUAUUGACUACUUUUCCAAACAUUGCAUAGACGUAUUUGUUGGCAUCAGAGUAUGUAGAGAUAUAUAUCUCUGUGUAAGAUUGCAGCAGAAGUGCUAUUAUACUACAACAAUCAGUCCUUUUCUCAUAUUUGUAGGGAUGGCAGGGUACAAGGGGGCUUUUAUUUCAUUGAUUGUAAGUAAAUUCCUCUUAAGCUUCCACUUAGCCACAUUGGGAGAAGAGGGAUACCUACCAAUAUUUUCUAUUCAGUUGUGGGAAACUGAAUUUAGGAAAGCCUAUAAAUGUAUGAGUUUCUCUAUCUUUCUAAUGGCAAGGACAUUAUAUUGGAAAUUCUACAAAGGAUUGGUUGCAGUACUAUUACUUCACUGUUGUCAUGUAGUGUUGCCAAAAUAGGUAUGAAACUGAAGUACCAAAAGGGGAAAUUUGGAAAGUAAGCAAUGAGCAAUGUGGUAUAAACCCUUAUAAAGGAACAAUGUCUUCAUUCCUCCAUAGUAUUCUGUCCUUCAAAGUGAUAUAUGAUGUAAACUUACAAUGGACAAGGCUGGCCCUAACAUGUGGUAGGUGUCUUUAAACAUUAACGGCUAGUCCCAGCUAGUUUUGACCCACUAAAUCAAUAGGAAGUUGGCUUACUGUUCACCAGUUGAUCCAAUGGGUCCUGACUAAAUGGGAGUAACCAGUAAUGUUCCAAACUUUGUAAAAGAUGCUGGAGAUCAGAAAACAGCAACAAGAUUUUGAAAUGCAGAGUUGCGUGUGAUACAUAUCAUGAUUGGUUCUUUCUAAGCAGCUGCCUUUUGAAGCCUCCAUAUCAUAUUGUUGAGAUGAUUCAACUGGUAGCCUUGUUGACUUCUCUGUACAGAAUGGAACCAUCUUCGUCCUUCUAGACAAAUAGAAUAAUGUCUUGGUUCAGUCCCACCCUAGAUUUCAGGUAUUUUCAGACCUUAAAUAUGAUAGCACUUGAACAGGAAAAUAACUAAAGUCAUGGGAAUACGUACUUUUCAAAUACAAUGUGUUGUUGAAGGCUUUCAUGGCCGAGAUCACAGGGUUGUUGUAUGUCUUUCAGGCUGUGUGGCCAUGUUCCAGAAGUAUUCUCUCCUGACGUUUCGCCCACAUCUAUGGCAGGCAUCCUCAGAGGUUCUGAGGAUGCCUGCCAUAGAUGUGGGCGAAAUGUCAGGAGAGAAUACUUCUGGAACAUGGCCACACAGCCCGAAAGACAUACAACAACCCUUUUCAAAUACAAAUUAGCAUUAUAUCAGGAGACCUGUGGCCCACCUUGACCUCAUCAUGGUGAUGGUAGGCUAUAGUUACAGCUUCCAUUCUUGCUUUCCAUCAAUUAAUUCCUGUAUUUCUAUCCAAUGUUUAUUGCAGUGUUUCCCAAAUUACUGAUGCCUGAAGCACAGUGGCUUUUUUCUGAAUUGAAUUUCAGGUACACUUCUUGAAGAGGAAAACUGCCAGAAAUAACACUUUUUACAGUGUGCAGUGUUUACACAUUUCCUGUUCCCAAAAGAGCCAACUCCCUGAGUUUCUGAAGGAAUUACUCUUUUGUCUUGCUUGCUAAUCGGAGGAAGCCAUGCCCAGAGGUGAGAAAAAAAUAGGUUAGUCUGAGAUUGUUACUCAUAGUGAGUUAACCUUUAUAACAAGGACAGAAUAAGGCUAAAUGUCAAAAUAAUGUAAUGUUUGGAAUGAACAUUACUGGAGUAAUGAACAACAGCCAUAAUUGCUUUUCAGAGUGGGGUAGGGGGGUUGACACAUUGUAACAUUAAUGUCAUCCUGUUCUUUAAAUAAGAAACAGUUCCCUAGUUAUUUUCUCUCCCCCCCCCCCCAAUAAUUCAACUUUGUUAUAAAUGAUAACAACAAAUUACCCUUUUUAACACUACAGCAAAAAAAAAACUCUGUGGGGUUGUUUUACUAAAUAAUAUUCCAAACUUAGAGAAUGCCUAGAGCAUCCUCCAAUCACAACCUAUGCAAAACAAACAUAGCCACAUUCUGGAUAAAUUACAUUCAGAAGCAGAAACAGUGUAGUAAAUCAUAGAAAGUCACCGUGGUCAGUCUCCUCCAGGAAUUACUCUUUUGGUCUCUCAGGAACCUUAUAUUUAUUAUACCAGCCAAUGCAUAAAACUUAUCAGUUCAAUCUCUCAUUUCCUCAAUCUGUUCUCUUUUUGCUUUCUGCCAUUACUAGCCACAAGAUAUGGGAGGCUACAAGAGAGAGAGAGAGAGAUGGCAAUAGAUGUUUCCACUGCCAUUUUCGUUCUGUGCAGAAAAGAACCCACAAAACCCUAUCUCCCAGUGAACAAAGAUAUAUAUCCAGAAAAUUAUUCUAUGUCAUACUAAUCUACCCACUGUACAUAAUCAUGUAUAAGUCAAAGACAGGUUUUGGGGACAAAAUUAAUAAUCUUGAUUUGUCUCAUGGAUAAAUCUAGGGUCAAAGCACCAGUGCCAUCGCAGAGACCCUUGGCUGCCGCCUUUAAUUCCCCAUCCAGACAUUAAAAAGGCAUUCAAAAAGCCCAGAAGAAGUCUCAUAGUGGGAAAAGUAAAAGGGGCCAGUGUUUCUUUUAAGGUUCUACCAGGCUAAACUAAACUCUCAACCUUUCACCACUCCAGUCAGAGGAGAGGAUGGUUCUCUUUUUGAUAAACAUUAAGGUUCAAUACUCACAUUGGCACAUGGAUUAGUCAAACCCGGUUUUGAGCAUUUUGUUUUGUUGAACAUUUCUAAAUGUAUACAUGAAUAUAUAGUUCACAGCUUGAUGUGGGCAACUAUACAUCAGUUGAGUAGAAGUAGAUGGAUUUCUUUAAAAAAUCUAAAAUAAUCACUAUGCACAUGCAAAUGAAACAACAAUGUCAGGUAGGCUUCACAUGAAUAGACAAAAAUGUUUUAAACCUUCUAAAUAUUUGAAAGGGAUUUUUUUAUUUAAAAUAACAUCCAGGAGUAUUUAGUUCCCCAUCAGCCUUCUUAUAGUUCCAAGCUUUUAUAAUUUGGUGGACAAAUGUAUAGAUAUAUUAUAGAAAUAUGCUGAGGGCAGUUGGUGAAAUAGGCUUAUCUGCUGUCUCCUUUUCUUUCUGUUUUGCUGUUGAUUGAUGGAUUCAAAAGACAACUGAUGUUUACCUUACUUGUUGUUGGCAGGCACAAACAGGAGUAGUAAGCUCAUCUGGAGUAUUUCUUUGUAGAUUCUUGUUGUUUCCCUGCUCAAGCUUUUUGACAUCAACUGCAGACACCUACUGCAACCAGUAAAGAAUGACCAGUAAUUCUGUGUCAACUUAAAUAAGUAGUUAACUAAAUAAUCCUGACCCAGCCCAUCCAAAAUUCAAUGAAAUUCUCAUUCACUCACUAUGGUUAGGUAACUGUUCUCUAUUCCCAAUCAUGAUUUUGAUACUAUUGGCAUGUUCCUAACUUAUACCUCAACCUGCUUUAGCAAAGAGUAAUUACAUGAGGAGAAAGAGGGUUGUUCUGCUUUUGAUGGGAGCAUGGUUCAAUGACAUUUUUCAUCAGGUUUUAUGAGGUUAGGUCCGAAAAGGUUACUUAGUUAAUUGCUUUAGUCAAAUAUAAACUGAUGUAGGAGUCCGGUUACAAACACUGAUUAUUGGUUGCAGCAGUUGUCUGCAGUCAGUGCAUGAUAUGGGAUUCUGGCCAUUUUUAAUCCAGCCUUCCUUCAACCAUCCCCUAAUGCCAAUGAUAAAACUUUCCCAUCAGUGAGAGGGCAAGAGGAAGGUCAGUUGUUAAAGAGACUUUGGCUGAUUCUACAUUAUAUGAGUCUGUACUGCCUUAUAAUCCAGUUCAAGGCAGAUAAUCCAGAUUCAGAAAUUGGAUUAUAGGGCUGUGUAGAUGAGGCCUUUGUUAGAUCUUUAUUAGUUGAAAUAUGUUUGGACUAGCUCAGAGCCAGGUCUCCGGGUCUCUGAAUUCUAUAGUCUGGGGAAUUUUAUUAUUUUGUAAUAAAAAACAACAAAAAUAUGUUUUAUAACAAACUUCAAAUUAAAAAAGAGUGUGAUACAGCAUAAUAUUAUCUGAUACACUGGUAUAUUUGAUGGAGCAAUAAAUAAUAUGUUAGAAAAUGAAGUACUAAGUGGGAGCAAAACAUCCAUGGAACAUUGCUACACCGAAAGUAUGCCAUUGCCAUCCACAGUUUAACUUCUCUUCCCAUAAUACCUUCUGUGUUCCAGAUGUUUGGAAAAUAAAUUCUCCCCCAGGUUCAGGGAACUGAUAAAAAGUUGCCUUCAGAAUCCCAUGAACAAAAAUGAUGUAUACAAAUACUAAAGAACAUCAGUUUGGUUGGAAAGAGAACAAUAUCUUUUUUCCUCAUAGCAUCUAUGUAUGCAUGCAGUCAUGCAUAGUGAGAGCUUCUGAUCACAUUUAUUUUCAUUCCAAUAGUCAAUUGUCAUCCAAGUGAUGAGGAAGCCUACCUCCAAAACUAUAGGGAGAGUCAAUACUCAAUUCCCUAUGUGGCCCAAAAGCUGCCCUAGGCUAUUUUCUGACAGCAUUUGUAUCUUGGUUGUGAUGACUGUUGCUAUAAGCCAGGAGUGGAAGAUCUUGUUCAGCCCAAGGCACAAAUUCAAGAUUGGAAAAGUUGUCAGGAGCCAGAUUCCAGUAGGCUGUGAGAUCAAGACAGAGUAGGUUGGGCCAGAUAUAAUUCUAUUUGGAUGUUGUUCUACUAAGCAUGCAAAAUAUAGUUCUGUGCAUUUCAUUUCAUAGUUAAGCAUUAGUGCAGCAAUUUUCAAGUAUGUGAAACAGUCUAAUUCCAGGCAUGUCUACGUAGGAGUAAGGUCAAGUGCACCAGCUUUCCAGCCUGCAAAAUACAGCUCCCUUUUGUUUAAAAUAUUUGAGAGAUGGAUAGUUAAAAAGGGUUUCAGCUAAGAAACUUAAUAUGCCAGUUUGGGAAUUCCACCUGUCUAUAUCUGGCCAAUGGGGAGAUAGCUGGGAAAUUGCUUAUUAGCGCUCUCUCUCUCUCUCUCUCUCUCUCUCUCUCUCUCUCUCUCUAAAAUCAAAAUAUGUCUUUCUGUCUGUCUUUUAGAUCCACAAAAGCUCCUACAUGGCUUGGCACACAUACCUUUCAUUAACCAGCUUAAAAUAGUUGAGUUUGAAUUAAGAAAACCCAGUUGCAAUACAAAUAGUUCCACAUUGUGUUUUUUGGACAAUUUUGGCAAUGAUAUGUGGAACAAGUAUGUCUCCCACUACACCUCAGCAUUAAUGAAAAAGUAUCAUUUUGGACAUGGAGCAAUUGUACUAUAUUUACCUCCACCUGGUGUGAUGGACAGGAGGAAGGGGAGCUUUUUCAUGUUCAUAUUUUGGGCACUGUUAAUUUAGGGGCUCAUUAAAAGAAAAGCAUAAAGAUCAGUAAAUUGUUUCUUCAGUUUUAGUCCAAUCGUUUUGGGAACACCUGUGUAAAAACCUAGGAUAAAAACUCCGAGGUUCUGUUUAACAUGCAGGACCCACCAAAUGCUCACCCAAAUUCAGCACUGCAGAUUCUGCUGGUGUCAUCUCUUUGAUGUAUCCUUACCACAAUGUUCUCCAAAUGUGCUUUUGUAUCACGAUAAGCCUGCAUGCUUAUUAUUCUUACUGUCUUUGAUUCAAAUAUCCAUCUCGGUUCUGUGUUGUUUGCAUGACAAAUAGCAGAAAUUCUGAAUCUUCAAGGCUACAGAACAGAGAAAAACUUUACAGGGUGGAACAAAAAGAAUUGCUGUUUUCUGACUAUCCUUGUCAGCUUUCAUUAUUUUAGCAUUCUGUUCUUAUUUCUAUUCUGGCCAGAGUAGGUGAUGCUUCUCUUUGGUGCAUUAAAAUGAUUAAACUAAAAAAAGAAGAAGUGAGAGACUACGCUCUAGGUGUGAUAGAAUACAAGGUUACUGUAUCAUGCUAUGAGCUUGAGCAAAGGUUAUGUGAAGAAAAAAUAAUGUUUCAUCAUCUCUAGUGGAGAGUAGAUAACAUUGUUUUACUGAGGGGGGGGGCUUCCUAGCACCCCCAUAACUAGGAAAGCAUUUUAGUAAGCCAUAACGACCUUCCCUUCUUUCACAAAUUUCCCACCACUAAACAAGAAUAAAACAAAAAUUGGAAACACUUUGAGAAUAAUUCUGCAUGGUUGACCAACAGACAGGGAUGUAUAAAUCAUAUGAUAUCCUAGUUCAUAGACUCAAGGCUUGAGAAAGAGAAAUGCUUUUUAGUCUACCACUCCCAGAAUUCAUUGAACCAGUAUGGUCAGUAAGGUCCAAUCUCUGCAUACACUGUGGUGUAGUGCUGGGCUAUGACUCGAGAUCAGGGUUUGAAUACCUGCAUAGCCAUAGAAACCUACUGUGUGGUCUUGGAAAAGUCACAUUCAGUCUCGGAAGGCAAACACAAACCACUCUGAAUCAUUCUUGACAAUAAAAUCCUGCUUGAAAAUGGAGACAAGAUUUCUAGAAAAAUUUGGGAAAAAAUCCUUCAUCUUUCACUAAAAAGACACCUAUCCUGUCCACAAGAUUAAAAUGUAUCUAUUAACAAUGAUUAUCUGCCUUCAGAAUAGACAUCACAGAUGGAAUGGAUUUUUCCUGCACCUGCAGCCAAACAUUUAUCAUUCAUUUGCUUGAGAAGAUUGGAAGCCAUUCUAGAACAGACUGGGAUGAGACACAGGAGGAAGAAGCACAAUGACAGGGGAAGAAAUUCAUGAUAUGGAUAGAAAUUUGUUUCUUAGCUGAAGUCAAGUAUAUUCCAAAAAGUGGGACUUCCAAUAGCUCUAUUCAGGCAUUAUUUAUGUCUCCAUGUGCCCAUAAACAAAUCCUAAUGGAAUAUCUUUGUUCUCUAUGGUACAGCUGUUCCCUUUUGGCUUCUAAAUUAUGUGAAUGUUUUUGUAAAUGUAGCUGCAUGUGUUGUAUUUGUAUUAUAUUUUACAAAUACUGAAGUGGGAUCGUAUGUGAUACCAAAUAGUUGGUCUAACUGUUGCAUUCUUAGUCUUUUUUCUGUACUAACAUGGUGGCUUUCAUGGUGACUCUAUUCUGGGUUUGAGACUUAUCACAUGAAGCAGAAGAAACUCCAGUUCACCUAUGGAACCCCACGCCACCCAUCAUACAACGGAGGGUGACUUCUAGUGAGAUUCUGUGGGUGAAUUGCUGCCGUUAAUACAGAAGCUGCCCUGUGUUCCAUUAAGAAGAGUGGAGUGGCAUCACUUUCCCACAUGGUAUCAGAAAGUGUCCACUGGUGGCUGGGGCACCAGGAUUACCCACUGCUGCCCCAAUCCCACCUAGAUUCGCCACAGAAGCUGGCGAAUCAUGACUCUGGUCAUCAAUAUGAUGAGGUACUUAAUUUUAAAGUAGCUCUCCUAGCUGCUGAACCAAAUUUCCAAAAUAGAUCUGGCACCAAGGAGAGAUCUGUUAAAGCUUGGGAAAAAUUGUAUAGGACAUGGGAGUCACUGCCCACCACUGAGGUGUUGGUAGCUUUAAUAGUGCCUGAAUAGAGCUACUGCAAUCUUCAAAAUGUAGUUAUGGGAAGUCAUUAAUUCUUUCAGAGUUCUAACUCAAAUAAGGGUAUUCAACCAUCAUAUGCCAUUUAGACAACAUAAUGUACAUGGGUAUUAAUGUUUAUUGAUAAUAGUAUGCUAAGUAGAACUAGUCUGCCUUUGGCUGGAAGGGGAAUCUAAAAGCAGAGGCCAGAACAACCCCAUGGGAUAGUUAGGCAAAGGAAUCACUGCAAAGGAAUUAUUUUUUCAAACAUCCAUUCGGUUUAUACCAUAAGAUGGUAAAAUGGGAGGAAACAUAUCUUUUGGCCUCUAGAUUUGGUUAUUUCUGACCUUUUUCUUACUGUAUUGAGCAUUUCCUUGCUUACUUUUUUUUUUUUACUUUAAGAGCAGUUCAUCAGUGGAAUAGACUUCCAUAGAGGAUUGUCGAUUCUCCAUUGCUGGAAUUCUUUAAAUAGAGGUUGGAUGGGCAUCUUUCAGGAGUGUUUCAGUUGUGCAUUUUUGUAUGGAAGGGGGUUGGACUUGAUGGCCCUUGUGGCCGCUUCUACCUCUUAGAUUCUAUGAUUUGAGUAUUUCUUUUUUGUCCUUUCCUUGAUUCCCAUAGAACGAAAAUGUACAACAUCUACUAGGAGCUUUUAGAAUUAUUCCCCAAUACUGAUAUCAAGUUCUGGGGAGACACUAGAAGGCUUUAUACUCUGUUUCUUUAGCAUAUAUUUGAAACACCUUUUUUCCUACUCUCUAACAGGGCCCUUUCCACAUCCCCACAAAGGAGAUUUGCAAAGUCAAAUUUUAUUGCUUGUAGAGAAUCAUCUUAAAAUCCAAUAGUUCUUGAGUUGAUCAAAAUGAAGCUUUUCUUUUUGAACAGUCAAAUAGUAGGAUUUUAUCUUUUCAUAGUAGAUAGAUAUUCUCCAGUAGCUACUGGAAUACCUAAGGGGGACACCAUAUGCUCAGCAUUUGUUUACAUAAAUAAUUUAUUCAGGUAGGUCAGUGCUGGGGAACCACCACCAACAAAUUGUGAUUGUAGUCCAGCUACCAUCAUACACAAUCUGUCUGGCUAAUGGUGAACCAUGAUGGGAUUAAUCAUUCAUUAGCUAGGGGAAGAGCAUACGUUUCCCAUCCCUGAUAAAAGGCCUCUGCUCAAAAAAUCUGAUUAGCUACCUGCAAACUGGAUGGAAAUCUCAUCUACCAACUUCUCUCUUUUCUUAAACCACAUCCUAGUGGCUUUUGUGUUCUCACAACUGGAGACUUCAUGGAACGCCUUCCAAACUAUUCUUUGACCAAUCUGUUGACUUACCCAAAACCUAGGACAUUUAAAGUACAUAUUAGAGGUGGAAUGUGCAGGCAUGUAUAUGAUCCAUUAAUUAAAUGUCAUUAUAUUUAUUAAUGCUGCUGGGUGAAUGUUAAAAAAGAGAUGGGAGAGGAGACAGCUAUUUUUUCUUCUUUUAGAAAUUUCUAUGUUUUUGUUGAUAGCUAGAAAUCCCUUUUUAAAAAGUAAUUCUAUUUGCUGAGCUAUAUCCUAUAUAUUUUUAUUCAUGGUGUUAUAAAAUAGGACUGAGGAGUUGACUAAAUGACAGAGGGGGACAGUAACUUUUGUUGCCAAGAACAUCUGCUUGGGAGUACUUGUACAUGAGGCAACUUCCCCUUGUUACUCUAAAGGAACAUUAGAAUGGUAACAACAGUGUUAUGACAUUGGGUCAUUCUUAUUUUUUUCUCAAAGUGUGCAAAUAUAUCUAUUUUUUUAAUGGAAAAAGAUAUGUGAAAAGUGCAAAUUAUUGGAAAUUAGGUGAAAAAUACCUCUGCAAGCAAGUAUUGCUGUUCAAUAUUGUUACAUUUUCUUUUAAUAAACAAAAGGGACAAAAAUUA